Molecule: messenger RNA, 2700 nt
Organism: Beta vulgaris subsp. vulgaris (sugar beet)
Lineage: Eukaryota; Viridiplantae; Streptophyta; Magnoliopsida; Caryophyllales; Amaranthaceae
Product: nicastrin
Exons: 16
Coding region: 408-2414 (668 amino acids)
Biological process (GO): protein processing
Cellular component (GO): membrane
Source: RefSeq, a predicted model, not a curated record
AGUUGGGGUAAAACGUAGAAAUUGAAGAAACACAAGGGUAUAACGUAGAAAUUUUUUUUAUUUUUUUUAUUUUUUUUAUUUUUUUUAAGGAUAUCAAACUUGAAACUUAUAACUUUUUAUAUGAAUGGGAAGCAUAAACCCUCAGGAAUUUCUCUCCGCUUUCAUUUCAACUUGGUCUUCAACCCCCACUUUCAUCAAUAAUAACCUCAAUUUAUACUUAAAUUACUUCUUUCUCUCUGAUUUUAUGCUUAAACAAACUCGUCGAUGCUAACCUUUAAUUCUCAUCACCUCUAAUUCUCAUCAACAUUUCCACACAUUUCCUUCUUCAAUUAUACGUGGAUUUUUGUAGGAUUUGUUGGCUACUUGGAGGAGGAAGUACACAUGCUCUGACGAAUUCUACUUUUGCAAUGGCCUCCUUCGAGUGUUUGUUACUGCUCAUAUGUUUUUUUGCGCAACUUUCUUUCUCUUUCUCGGGGAAUAUCAAUUCACUAGAUUCGGUUCCUGAUCUUGAGAGGUCAAUGUAUAAAGUAGUUGAUGGAUAUCCAUGUGUGAGACUUUUGAAUCUUUCUGGAGAGAUUGGCUGUGCUAAUCCUGGACGGGAAAAAGUUGUUGCUCCUGUUGUAAGGUAUCGUGAUGCUGGCAUGAUAAAUCACUUGUCUACUGUUCUACUUUCGGUGGAUGAAGUGCGGAGCUUCUUCAAUCGAGUAGCAACAGAUCCUGAUUUUGGAAGGUAUAUUGGUGGUGUUUUGAUUGGGGCAGAAAACAAUCAAGAUAAGUUAAAAGGAUUUUCUCCAGACGAGAAAUUUCCUCAAUCAAAAUUUUCCCCUUAUGAAAAUAUUACUUAUGAAUGGAAUCCUAAUGGAUCAGGCAUCAUGUGGCAGCGCUACAAUUUCCCUGUAUUUUUACUGUCCAAUAACAGUACGUUAUUUUUAAACGAGGUUGCUGCUAAGAACGAAAAGAUUACUAGGUCAUACAGUCAGGAUGUUGCUGAGAUUGAGCUUGUUAUGCAGACAACAAAGUCUGGCACUCAUGAUUCAGAAUCUUGUUUGAAAGCAGGAACGUGCCUCCCCUUAGGUGGAUAUAGUGUUUGGUCGUCUCUUCCUCCCAAUAGUGAGUCAUCCGCGGAUAUAACCAAGCCUAUUAUACUGGCAAUUGCGUCUAUGGAUUCUGCUUCUUUUUUCCGUGACAAAAGCCUCGGUGCAGAUUCACCAUUAUCUGGAUUGGUUGCUCUACUUGCAGCUGCUGAUGCUCUUUCGCGUUCAGAUUAUUCAAAGAGCUUUAAGAAGCAGCUUGUUUUCCUGGUUCUUACUGGAGAGGCCUGGGGUUUCCUUGGUAGCCGCAGAUUCUUACAUGAACUUGACUUGCAAUCAGAGGUUGUCGCAGGUCUCAAUAGCACAUUGAUCGAAACGGUUUUGGAGAUUGGGUCCGUUGGAAAGGGGUUAAAUGGUGGAGUGAAGAGUUUUUUCGUCCAUUCAUCCAGCGGAACCAUGGUGACAAAUGAGAUAUUUGAUGCUUUGCGACAUGCACAAGUUUCACUGGAAUCACAUGACGUCAAAAUUUCCGCAGCAAAUAUUUUGAAUCCGGGAGUUCCUCCUUCUUCUAUGAUGUCAUUUCUGAAUAAGAAUUCUCAAAUAUCUGGUGUCAUCUUAGAAGAUUUUGAUGCCACGUUUGAAAAUGAAUUUUAUCACAGUCACCUUGAUGAUAUCUCAAACAUAAACUCCACAUCCGUUGUAGCUGCUGCUUCUCUUGUUGCCCGUUCUCUCUACAUUCUUGCCACUGACAUGAAGGACUCUGAUAUCUCAGAUCUGGAUGUUAUCCAUGCAAAUGCCUCUUUGAUAGAAGAACUUUUGGAUUGUCUAUUGAAAUGUGAUCCUGGUUUGACUUGUGGGCUGGUGAAGGGUUAUAUAUUGCCAACGGAUACCUGCCCCAGCAGUUAUGUUGGAGUUAUGGUGACAGAUCCUUCAUCUCCUCCAUACCGUGGAUAUUCCAGCGAUAUAUCGAGGUUUAUUUGGAACUUCUUAGCUGAGAAGACGGCUACAAAGAUGGAGAACACCAGUUUGAGUUGUCAACAAGGUUGUAGCAGUCAAAAUGAAUUGUGCAUUAAAGCAGAGACUGACGAGAAAGGUGUCUGUGUUAGAUCCACCACCAGGUACGUACCUGCAUUUUCAACCCGUCUUCAGUAUGAGUCUGGAUCGUGGAAGUUACUGCCUGUGAAUUCUUCAGAUCCUAUGAGCAUGGCGGACCCUGUUUGGACUGAGAGCAAUUGGGAUGUCAUUGGACUUCGAGUAUAUACACGUCAAGAUUCAGCAUAUGACCACCUUAUCUUGCUGGCGGGUGUAGGUAUUACUGGCUUCUCUUAUCUUGCCAUUGAAAUCAUCAAGUCAAUCGUGACUAAAACUUUGAAGAGAGAUUAGGCUGAAAGGGAGACUUUUGCUUGUAUAUCUGAAAUUUAUAUGAAGUGUGGAAUAUGGAUUCUUAAAUAUGAGCUACUCUUGUGACAUGGCCUUCUGAAGCUGCAUUAACACAUACUCUGUAGGUAGUGAAAGUGCAAUUUCUGAAUAUAAGUUUCAAUUUGAACAGUUCCUCCGGAUGAUAAUGAGUACAAUUUUGUAUUAUUUUAUUGCAAAAGUGAAGUCAGCAUGUGCUCUGACAUUUCUCCAAAAGAUAUACAACUCGUCCGAAUCUGGAUGUUUCUCGGCA